AUGUUGACUUCGGAGCUCUGGACACAUGCGACCCACAAGAACUCCAGCUACCUCAUAGAGAAAGCGCUUUGCUACUGUAGCCAGCAGGAUCAAGAAGUCCUGGUGGGGAAACUGGGUCAUCCUGAGGCUUUGCUGGAUUUGGCCUUGAACCAGUAUGGGAGCUUCGUUGCUCGAUCCUUGCUGCAGGAUAGCCGAGUAGACGCGGAGGCAGCGUUAGGUCAUUUGCAAGUUCGCCAAGCAGAUGUGGAAGCCACCAAGCACGGGCAUCGCUUCCUCGUGGAUGUGGGUGUGGUGUCUUGA
Messenger RNA from Durusdinium trenchii, 300 nucleotides. The record is from the annotation of a GenBank genome assembly. Lineage: Eukaryota; Dinophyceae; Suessiales; Symbiodiniaceae.